Molecule: messenger RNA, 393 nt
Organism: Folsomia candida
Lineage: Eukaryota; Metazoa; Arthropoda; Collembola; Entomobryomorpha; Isotomidae
Product: glycine-rich cell wall structural protein-like
Exons: 2
Coding region: 1-393 (130 amino acids)
Source: RefSeq, a predicted model, not a curated record
AUGAAGAUUUCGAUAUGGGCGUUCGUUUUGAUUGUUGUAUUGGUCGUGGUGUGUUUAACGCCGAGCGAGGUGGAAGGAGGCAAGAUUAUCAAGAAGAUAUUCAAAAAGUUUAAAGGCGGUGGGGGUGGGAAAGGUGGUGGGCAUGGAGGAGGUGGGUACGGGAAGGGUGGUGGUGGAGGACAUGGCGGUGGGGGUGGUUUCAAAGGAGGUCAUGGUGGUGGAGGGGGUGGGUACGGAAAGGGCGGUGGGGGUCAUGGUGGUGGACACGGUGGGGGUGGUUUCAAAGGAGGUCACGGUGGUGGAGGGGGUGGUUUCGGCGGAGGAAAGGGGAAGGGCGGUGGUGGUUUUGGGGGAGGCGGCGGCGGUGGUGGUGGGUGGGGCUGGAAAGGAUGA